This is a messenger RNA of Dibothriocephalus latus, 328 nucleotides long. Lineage: Eukaryota; Metazoa; Platyhelminthes; Cestoda; Diphyllobothriidea; Diphyllobothriidae. The record is from the annotation of a GenBank genome assembly.
CAUCUAGGCAACGGCUAACCCCAAUGCGGUAAAUAACACCCUUGCUGGUCCUCUUGAUGCUUUUGAGACAGCCCUCCUUGGGUCCGUCAGUAAGAUCGGAAUGGAGGCCUUCGCCAGCAUGACGCAAAGUCUCCUGCCAUGUGACAGUCUGCACUACGCUAUCAAGUCGGUGGUAUUCAUGGGUUGCGGGGCCUCGGGCCUGGCUCCCCGCAUCUUUGCCUGGGGUCUCUUCCUCUCCCUCUGCCUCUUCUUCACCUUUUUCAGCCUCCUCAGCCUGUGUCUGCUGUGGCGCGUGCAAAACCACCAGGCCAGGCGUUUCGCUAUCUAA